Molecule: messenger RNA, 3293 nt
Organism: Astyanax mexicanus (Mexican tetra)
Lineage: Eukaryota; Metazoa; Chordata; Actinopteri; Characiformes; Acestrorhamphidae
Gene: dcp1a
Product: decapping mRNA 1A
Exons: 10
Coding region: 47-1504 (485 amino acids)
Biological process (GO): deadenylation-independent decapping of nuclear-transcribed mRNA; deadenylation-dependent decapping of nuclear-transcribed mRNA; positive regulation of catalytic activity
Cellular component (GO): P-body
Molecular function (GO): mRNA binding; enzyme activator activity
Source: RefSeq, a predicted model, not a curated record
GUGUUCCCCUCAAUUAGUUCCGUGCAGCCGCGGGCCAGUGUGCAAGAUGGAGUCAGUGAAUAAAGCGGGGCAUCUGAUGAGCCUGGCGGCCCUGCAGCACUACGACCCGUAUAUCAACAAGCUGCUCGACGUUACCGGACAGGUCGCGCUCUACAAGUUUAACUCUAAAGCCAGCGAGUGGGAAAAAACUGACAUUGAAGGCACUUUAUUUGUUUAUGCCAGGUCAGCAUCACCCCAUCAUGGGUUCACUAUCAUGAAUCGUCUGAGCACAGAGAACUUGGUGGAGCCAAUCAAUAAAGACUUGGAGUUUCAGCUUCAGGACCCUUUCCUGCUUUACAGGAAUGCAAGCUUGGGCAUCUACAGUAUCUGGUUCUACGACAAAGCGGACUGCCAGCGCAUCGCCCAGCUGAUGGUACAAAUAGUGAAGCAGGAGGCACUGAGGGCUCAGCACACGUCCCCAGAUCGGGGCAGAACUAAUGGUUGUGUGGAGACCAGACCGCUGGAUAUACUGGAACUGCUGAGCAAGGCCAAGGAGGAGUACAACAGGAAUCAGUCUAAUGAGACUGAUCUGCAGGUAAAUCCAGAUGUGGCUCAGACUUCAGAUCCAAUUAAAGUAGAGAACACAAAGCAGAGCAUGACUGCUGCUCAGCAGGAGAAGCCCACCCACAGUGUGGUUAAGCAGAUCACUGUAGAGGAGCUGUUUGGCAGCUCUUUACCCAAAGAUCCAGCACCUCCAGUUCCACCUGGCCACAACCACUCUGAGCCCACCCCAGGCGAGAGCUUCCUCCAAAGGCUGACUUACGGCCCUCCUCCUCUCCCCCUGGAGCCUCUCCUCACUCCCCGUCUCACGGCUGAUCCUGGAGGUCCAGGCCUGGUGCCUCUUCUCCAGGCUGGUGGCUCCCGGGACCCCCAGCACAGUGUUUCACCAAGACUUAUGGCCCCGAGUGGCACAGAGAACGUUCCAGCACUCAUAGGACCCCGAGGUCAGACUGGCCCUCAAGCUGCACCUCAGUAUAUAAAUCCUGUUCAAGGGGAAGGGCAUGGGAUUCCCAAACCAGCUCCAGUGCCUGGCUUCAUACCUAGCACACUGGUCACACCGCAGAGCUUCAGAGAUCCCACACCUAAAGCUCCGGUUGCCUUUACCAGCACAGCACCUGCACAGACAAAAGAAGCAGAUACUUUUGCACAGCCCCAGGCCCAGGGUCUUGUCAAAACCAUACCUAAGACAGGGCUAGGGGUGCCAGGAUUGGAGGCUUUACUGCUUUCUCCCAGUGCGUUCCAGCAGUCUGCUGCAAAAGUACCUGAGCUUCAGAGACACCCCGCCCCCCCAGCAUCACCGCCCAGCACCCUGGGGAGUGCAGAAUUACCACCAGCAUUGUACAACAAGACACAGCUGCAGGAUGUUCUGAUACAUCUGAUAAAGAACGAUGCCCAUUUCCUUACUGCAAUCCAUGAGGCGUAUUUGCAGAGCCUCUCCAAAGACCUCAACAACGUAAAGCUAUAGCUGUAGACAUCAACAAAGAACUCCAGGACUAAUCACUUUUAUCAGCCCCCUGCACUCCUCUCAGGAGGCCAGACACUCUGCUUCUAAAACGACAGAAAGCUAGACUGCAGCAUUUAGCACAGAAAGCACCAAUAUUACCAGACUAGCUGCGCUGGGUCCCCUUUGCUGUACCUUAGUCACUGGGUGGCACUUCUUCUAAAGACACACCACUGCUUCUACCAACAACCGCUGUGGACAAAUUACUCCGAAAGUCUCCAGAAUGUUUAACUGCCUCUGUUGACCCACCACUGAGCCACAGCGAUUGGUCAACAGCUAUUAUUGUUAUUGUUGCUAUUAUUAUUAUUAUUAUUAUUAAAUGCAAAUAUAGUGUGUACUUACAUGCUUUCAUUGUGGGAAAAGAGCCUCUUUUUAUUGCUUUAUCUUCCCCUGCGUCUUAUGUUGUUCAUGUCCUUUUUAUUCCUAAUAAUUUAGUUAUUUUACCUCCAUGUCUAUUUUUAAUAUCAGAAUUCCAUCAUUCUAUCUUCCACCUCUGCUUUCUCUCUCCUCCUCGCUCUGCCCACAAGCAGUUACCAAGGUUGUGAAAGUGUGCAAUACUGGCAACCCUAAAUUUGUUGCUUUUUAUAUUGUAUUGUAAAGACUGCUGUAAUUUGAGCUGAGAGAGUGCACUUUUGCUUGAAGUUAUGCAUGGGCACAGACAUGGACACAGUAAUGGUAUUUUUUUGAUGGCCUUUAGUUAUUUUUUUUAUUGGUUGUUCAUUUAUUUUUUCUGUUGUAAAGGAUUACAAUUAUAGUAACCUUGAACUAAAGUUUUGCAGUAUUAUUUACUGCAAUGAGCUUAAUCGUUUUUGUUUACUUUGUUGCACUGAACAGUAUAAUUACAUCUCCUUUAAUGUAAAUUAGUACCAAAUUUGGUCCAAAUUUGUUUGACUCUAUCAAUCAGGUAUAAGGAGUUAUGAAAGGCCUUUGCACCUUGUUCUGUGUCAUUUGGCUUUUAUUUAUACAGAUGCUCAGAUAUAAUUUCAAUUGAAUUGCAUUAACAAUAAAAUAAAGAAAACGAAAAAACAGUUUAGCAGUCGCUUAACAAAAGCAGGGUAAUAGCCACUGGAGCAAAGUUAUGUCCGAAGGCAGAUAGCUUUUAAAGCCCCUGUAUGAAAUAUAUUCUGUAUCAUAGGUUUGUAACCUUUACAUAAGUAGGUAAAUGCAAAAUGCAUCCUUCAAGAUACAGCAAACAUAUCUGCGAUUGAAUAUCAUCAUAGGAUAUCACCAUUUUGGUGUAAUAUAUGUUUUUUUAUGGUGAAGUGCCAUGUUAAAUGCCUCCACUAUGUGGCGCAUAUCAGUAUGGGUUGGUCUUGUUUAGUCCUGGUAUCACUGUCUGUCUUAGUUGUGCGUCUAGACACAUAGAGCUUGCGAAAUUAAGAAAGGCUUUAAAGGUAAUACAAAGCUUUCUUUCUGUACGCAUGAUGCUGUUGGUGAAUUUGUCUUUUGUCUUUUUUUUUUUUUUGCCUUAGUGGUUCUAAAUCAAAUUAUUAUUUUUUUUUUGCAAGCACCACCUGAUGAAGAGAUGCAUAGAAAAUUAAACACUGUGACAACACAGAUUAAUUUUAUGAAAAUGCCACUAAAGCAAACUGCACCACUGAAGUAGCCUUUAAACUUUAAAAAGCUCAUUGAUGUUAUGGAAAACAUUGGUAAGCCAUUUGUCAGAUCACACAUUUUAUUUUUUUUCCUCUUUUUUUUGUAGUUAUGAUGGAUGUCAAACUAAUUUAAUGCUAAAUAAAACUCUUGCAUCAUC